This is a messenger RNA of Talaromyces proteolyticus, 1665 nucleotides long. RefSeq lists its product as uncharacterized. The transcript is spliced from 3 exons. The coding region runs from base 1 to 1665 and encodes 554 amino acids. The record is from RefSeq and is a predicted model, not a curated record. Lineage: Eukaryota; Fungi; Ascomycota; Eurotiomycetes; Eurotiales; Trichocomaceae.
AUGUCAGUUCCUCAAAUGACCUUCAGCACCCUCAUUAGGGAGAUGGAGGGAAAUAAUACUACUAGGGACUGGGAUGUACUCGUCUCUUACGAUGAGGAAAAAAUCAACAAAGUCUUGGAAAAGAUGGAGCAGGAAACUUCGAAAGACUUCGUGAUCACAAAGAAGGAUGAAGACCCAAAUACCGGUGAUUUAAUUGAUAUCGAAUACCGACUCAAAAUCGCCAAUCCAACUCUACAGUUUACAUUCACCGACAGCGAAGCAGAAGUGUCUUACAAGUUAACCGGUGAUUAUGGCAAGCUCCCGAUCAAAGUCCCAGAUAAUACAACGAUGAAGAUAACCGCAAAGAUUGCUAGUCUCCAAGGCAAGGUAACCACGACUUCGAAGAGUCCGAGCUUUGUCCCAUACAAGGAGGCUAUAGAGGCUCCCGAAAACCAGUGGGUUAAGCAGGGCCCUAAUUAUGUUGUGCGCAUCGCCGACGUAGGACAUGCUCAGGGAGUUUGUAUUAUUUUCCGAAAGUGCAGGGUUACUUUGCACAAUAAAAGUCAAGACGAGACAGUUCAACGCCGGGUAGCAAGUAUUGAGGCAGCCGUUAGGCAAAACAUAUCGGAUGAAAUGGCGGAAUCCGGCUUCCACUACGUCGUCAGUGCGGUCAACGCACCGGUCCCUUUAGUAAGGGAGACUACAUCUGUGACCCUAAGACCAAAGUCCUUCUGUUUCUCGUUCUAUCAGCGUGAUGAAGCGAACAAACGACCCGGGGCGUUGAUAAUGUGGAUUGGAGUCGAUGGAGGCUACAACAAUGGGGACCAUGAAGAAGGUUCAACGUCGCUUCAUUUCCAACCAGGGGAUCGGGAGGUUAAUCCAAUCCCUCAAAAAAGCAGUGCCAGUAUUAUAAUUAUGCAUGAUCUCUUGGCAAGGAAGUUUCUCAUGCCCGCUUUAGAGACAAAACUUGAUAAUGUCUGCCUGAAUUCGACGAAAGGAACGAAAGGGAUGGAGUUGACCGGGAGCCUCCGCAACACGGAAAUACGUAUUGGGCGGUAUGAAAAAAGAUAUAAAUGUGGUUUAUUCAAUCAAUACGUCUGCAAAGAGGGCUUCGAUGGUGUGAAAACAAAUUGCGACAAGCCCAAAACAAAAAUAGUUAUUUCACCACGGCCCGUUUCAAAUGGAGAUUCUGUUACCUUAUCAUACGAAAGCGAUAGAUUACAGAGCGAGUGGUAUUCCGACACAGGAACGGGAGGACACAUACCAUAUAAUGAUAUGUAUUUCAACUUCGAGUGGGCGGGGACCGGCAAAUGGGAGGCAGCGGAGGGCGAUAAACCAAACAAAAUCAGGCUCCGGUUUGAAAAUACGAAUGAGUGGAUUGUUAAGGUGUCCGGGUCGAAGCCGCCUUGGUGGAUCCCUGAUGAACCUGACCGUCUUCCUAACGUGUACGAGAAGUUAGUGAUGAAGGUCGACAUUGACAUCCCCAUCGCCGAGCUGGACUACUUCCUCACUACAAAUCUGCUCUUUCCAGGCCAACAUGUGUUUAAGGCCCAUGCUCCAUACACCAAAGGCGACGAUCACAAAGGACUUGCGGUGCCUCGUGACCUUAUUCUUACUGGAGAUGUAAAUGACAAGCUGGCGGACUCAUACUCAACCGCUCAUUCCUCCAGAACCAGCGUUCUCUAG